Messenger RNA from Anopheles aquasalis, 3636 nucleotides. RefSeq names its product proton-coupled amino acid transporter-like protein pathetic. Gene Ontology annotation, cellular component: vacuolar membrane. Lineage: Eukaryota; Metazoa; Arthropoda; Insecta; Diptera; Culicidae. The record is from RefSeq and is a predicted model, not a curated record. Gene Ontology annotation, biological process: amino acid transmembrane transport. Gene Ontology annotation, molecular function: L-amino acid transmembrane transporter activity.
UCUCGUCCCGAACGGACGCACCAGAGGAAACGGAGAGUAGCUCAAGAAGAGUGUACCAGAGCGCGCACGCCCAAGGAAAACGCGAGGGAAAGCAUAUUUUCCGCCAAAAACUCAAAAGACACACCGAAAAAAAAACACCCUCUCGCACCCACACAUAACAACUACGCAGUUUUUAACGCUGGUAGUGUGUAGUGUUUGUCGUUUUCGUCGUUUUGGUGUUUCAAGUUUUCACCGUUCAGUGACGGUUUUUCUCGUAAAAACUCAGAGACUUUUCCUAGUGUGUGGAGCAAUAGUAACUAGUAUUUGUGUGGUGGUGUGUGAUGCGUGACACGACCAACACGAGCGGCACCAUAUAGUGAAUUUCAUCGAAAAUAAAACGGAAAUAGCUCGCGGCGAGUCCGUCCUCGGGGUACGGUCCUAUAGUGGCGGAAACGAUCGUGCUUUCAAAGGCCGAUUCAAAGAGAUAGCGAAAUAGGGGAAGCGGAACCGGUGAAAGGAUCGCGAGAGGCGAGAGAUCUUUGGCAAAGCUUUUAAUAGUAAACCCGAGCUAGCCGAGCUCGCGACCAACUGGCGUCUACGACCAGUGGCAUCAGUGCUUAGUGGACAGUCGGACUGAAAGCGUCUACUAGUAGUAGAAGCAGAGAGAAGCAACAGAUUAAUAUCAGAUUAAUACUAGUGAGGUGCGAUCACGAUCACUAACGCGAUGGAUAACUACAAGAAGAAAACACCCGGCCGGGUGCACCAGCAUCUGGAGUAUACCCAAAUUCGGCCCCAGCUUACCGGGAGCACCAAGUCGAUCCAGACCAACCAUUACAUCUUUGGCCGCAUGAAGUCCGAACUGAACGAUGUGCCGGUGCAGACGGCCGCCGGCUCUACGCUGCCGCUCGUCGACAUGCCCAAAGAUGACGAGGAGGCCGGAGCAUACAAUCCGUUCGAGAACCGGAAGCUAACGCACCCGACCACCGACACCGAGACCUUGGUUCACCUGCUGAAAGGUUCGCUUGGUUCGGGCAUUCUUGCGAUGCCGCUGGCGUUUGUCAAUGCUGGGCUGUGGUUCGGUUUGGUGGCCACGCUGGCCAUCGGUGCCAUCUGUACCUACUGUGUACACAUUCUGGUACGCUGUUCUCACAUUCUGUGCCGUCGGGCUCAAUUGCCGUCCCUUGGAUUCGCCGAUGUAGCCGAAACGGCUUUCCUGGCGGGACCGGAUUCGCUGAAGAAGUAUUCCCGGCUGGCUCGCUUCAUUAUCAACCUGUUUCUGGUGAUUGAUCUGAUCGGUUGCUGCUGUAUUUACAUCGUGUUUGUGGCCACCAACAUCAAGCAGGUGGUCGACCAUUACACCCACUCGUACUGGGAUGUGCGGAUCUACAUCUUGCUACUGCUUGGACCCCUGAUCCUGAUCAAUCUCAUCCGCAAGCUGAAGUAUUUGACUCCGUUCUCCAUGAUCGCGAACGUGCUCAUCGCUACCGGAGUGGGCAUUACGUUGUACUACAUCCUCACCGAUUUGCCAGCACUGUCGGAGCGUAAGGCCAUCGCCGAGGUCCAGCAUCUUCCGAUGUUCUUCGGUACCGUAAUCUUCGCCCUGGAGGGUAUCGGUGUAGUGAUGUCGCUGGAGAACAACAUGAAGAACCCACAGAACUUUAUCGGAUGCCCCGGUGUGCUGAACACCGGUAUGUCGGUCGUGGUGAUCAUGUACUCGGUCGUUGGUUUCCUUGGCUAUCUGAAGUAUGGCGAAGACACGAAGGGUAGUAUUACGCUGAAUCUCCCGGUUGAAGAUGUAUUGGCCCAGAUGGUAAAGCUGAUGAUCGCGCUCGCCAUCUUCCUCACCUAUAGUCUGCAGUUCUACGUACCGAUGGAAAUCAUUUGGAAGAACGUUAAGGGUAACUUCAACGAACAUCAGAAUGCGGCCGAAUAUGCGUUGCGGAUCGGACUUGUGAUCCUCACCGUUGUGAUCGCGGCUGCUCUGCCGAAUCUUGGCCCCUUCAUUACGCUCAUCGGUGCCGUCUGCCUGAGCACGCUCGGUAUGAUGUUCCCGGCCAUCAUCGAGCUGGUGACGUUCUACGAAAAGCCCGGUUUCGGACGGUUCAACUGGCGGCUGUGGAAAAACAUUUUCCUCAUCCUGUUCGGUGUGGUGGGCUUCGUGACCGGCACCUAUGUCAGUAUUGUCGAGUUCUCGGAGCACCUUCAGGAGGAAUAAACGCAUCGCACCACAUGCCGAUGUUCGCACCUUACGUUCCGGAGAAUGUAAGGUAGAGUGUGAAUCGUGUGCGAUCACACGUUUGCAUCCAGUGUAUCAUCACAAGAGUUCCUCCGGAUAUGCUGGCCCAGACUGUGGGCGGUAUAACUGAUGGUCGAUCCACUAACCGGGACGGAAUGUGUUGUACUUCCGCUCCGGUUGGCAUGUGUUCGCGAUCGCGAUCGCAGGAGUCUCUUCGCGUUGAUGGUCAUGUUGAGUGCGAUUAGAAGUCACCGCUAGUGGCUGCCCGUUUCUUAUCGUUUAUCUUUUCCCCGUUUGUACACCCCGUUCCAAUGUCCAGUUCCUUUGACACCAGUGUCAAUGCCCUCUAUAGUCCAUGGCUCGUGUCUAUUUUUCUGUUUGUUAUCGUUAAGCAUGAAAUCCCUAACCUUUGGCUCGAAUCUGAUUUGAGCUACAUAUCUGCGAUAUUUAAGGAACACUAAAGAACAAAAAACACGACAAACUCUUGUCUUUGGCUCGCACUCGAAUUGCUUUCAUUUACGCGACGGCACCAAAUUCAGACCUAGUGGUCUCGAGUGAGACCGAAGUAAAUGAUCAGACUAUACCAAACGUCACGAACGAUCCUUAACAGAUCAAUUAGACCAGACUCUUAACGUUAGUGAACUAGAAACGAUAAUACCAUUCGAAGGAAAAGGAUUCAUCCGAUGGGGCAUUGAGAAAGAAGAUGCCGCUUCGCGUUUGUGGUCCUGCUCCGGAGAGGAAAAGUAGUCAUGUGCCUAGUGCCUAGCCACGCUAGAUUGUGAUGCUGAGCUUUCUUCUAUUGUUUAAGUGUGUAUGUUCUGUUCUCCUGGAAAGGGGAGUGACGCAGAGCGAAAAGAAUAUUUAUCGACUUUACUUUCUGUACCACUCCCUAAGGGCGUACCGUACAUGGAAGAUAGUUCCUGGUUGAUCUGCCAUUAGUAGCAUCGUAGUGUAGUGCAAGCGCAGGAAGAGUCAGGGACUGCGGUUCUAUUUCUUUCGAGAAUAGGUGGCUAGAAGCUGUCGGUAGCUGACGGAGAGUGUCUAAUGGAAGGACUCCGUAAGGGUAAUCUAAAGUGAAGUUGGUAAAAAGACAUGUGGAAGUGAGUUCAUGUACAGGCUAACCGAAUUGAAAGUGAAUCAAAUUUUAACGUCUUUAGAAUAGAUUGGGCAGAGGUGAAUGAUACCGCUGCUUCAAUAUGUAUUAUCCCCUUUUGCCACAGAGUCUUUUAUAUUUCUUCCGACUACAAAUGGAUUUGAGAAUGUGAAAAUUGAAAUCGAAUUAUUUUAGCUUAUUUGAUUUUGAAAGAUACUAGAGUUUAAACAAGUAGAUUUGUAAGAACCUCAAUACUGUAUUGCGAUGCAAAUGGGAAUGUUUUGCAGUUUAAUUAUUCAAUAAACAAGCCCUCUAUCGGGAUGAACUA